AUGCAGAACAGUACGGAUCUGGACCAAUCCGUAAAUCACUUUGAACGGGCCUUGGAUCUCUGUCCUGCGGAUCUUUCCUACCGCCCUGCGGCACUGUUUAAUCUAGCCACCGCAAAGUUUAUUAAUUGCCAAGCUAACACUUAUCUCGACUUCAACAUACCCAUCUCUCUUUUUCAAGACGCACUUGAUUUGCGUCCUACUGGUCAUCCAGACCGACCCACCACCCAACUCCAUCUUGCCAUUUCUCUACUCUCUCGCUUUGCAAAACAGGGAUUUCCAACAAAUGCUCACAUGGCUGAAGGAUUACUGAGCGAGGUACUUAAUGUCUGCCACGCCAACAGCCAUAUCUGCAGGGCAGCUUUGAUGGUAAUCGAAACAUCUGCUCUGCAUGGAUGCAUGGAUGCAAAUGAUCUUCAGCGGGAGCAGCCUGCCCCAUCCAUGCUUCCGUUAUCGCCAAAUCAACUUGUUCAUCGAGCAGAGUGA
Molecule: messenger RNA, 483 nt
Organism: Suillus fuscotomentosus
Lineage: Eukaryota; Fungi; Basidiomycota; Agaricomycetes; Boletales; Suillaceae
Exons: 1
Coding region: 1-483 (160 amino acids)
Source: RefSeq, a predicted model, not a curated record